Messenger RNA from Oryctolagus cuniculus (rabbit), 6271 nucleotides. RefSeq names its product tubulin delta 1 (gene TUBD1). Lineage: Eukaryota; Metazoa; Chordata; Mammalia; Lagomorpha; Leporidae. Gene Ontology annotation, biological process: microtubule-based process. Gene Ontology annotation, cellular component: microtubule. Gene Ontology annotation, molecular function: structural constituent of cytoskeleton; GTP binding. The record is from RefSeq and is a predicted model, not a curated record.
AGCAUGCGUACCUUAUCAGAAGUUGAUAAAUUGAAAUUGAACAUGCGUAAUUACCUUCUAUGAAUAGGGGAAAAAAUACACAAAACUCUUCGUUUGUGGAACAUGCGCAUUCGUUCUUAGUGGCUUUUUUUUCCUUGCUGAAAGUGAGCAUGCGCAUAGCGAAGAGGCGGGGCCUCUGAAGUUUGAACGGCGCCGAAACGGCGGUCCCGGGGCUGUCAGUGAGUAGGAGUUCCUGGGACCCGCGAGGAAAAAGCGCGUUGGCUUUGCUGGUUACCAGAUCAGUGGCCUUGGGAAAGUCUCACGAGCUCACGAGCUCUCGAAGCCUCAGUCGUCUUAUCUGUAAAACGAGGGCAGUGCCUACUCUGCGGGUUUGAAAUUCUAAGUUUGGAGUCUGGCUCACUAUCACUGUGACCCGGUGCUGCCUAGACCCGACGUGGGUGCGGGCUUUAUCAAAAAUCAUCUCUUUUCUUUGUUAAGCACCACGAAGACCUGUUCUAAUCCGUCAUCUGCGCUUCGUUCUCCAAGAUCCCUCUUUCUUGCAAUCUUCCCUGUUGCUCAUUCUUUUGAGGGAACAGACUUCGUUUGCAGCUCAGCAUGUCAAUAGUGACAGUGCAACUCGGCCAGUGUGGCAAUCAGAUUGGUUUUGAAGUGUUUGAUGCUCUGUUCAGCGAUUCGCACUGUUCCCAGGGUUUUUGCUCUAAGAAAGAGAAUGAGGCGUAUCAAGCAUCUUGCAAAGAAAGGUUCUUCAGUGAGGAGGAGAAUGGAGUUCCAAUUGCCCGGGCUGUACUCGUUGACAUGGAACCUAAAGUUAUUAAUCAAACACUGUCAAAGGCUGCCCAGUCUGGAAGAUGGAAGUAUGGUCAGCAUUCAUGCUUCUGUCAAAAACAAGGUUCUGGAAACAACUGGGCAUAUGGUUACUCUGUUCACGGACCCAGGCAUCAGGAAUCAAUAAUGAACCUAAUCCAGAAGGAAGUGGAGAAAUGUGACUCUUUGAGUGGUUUCUUCAUCAUAAUGAGUAUGGCUGGGGGCACAGGAUCAGGGCUUGGAGCCUUCAUUACACAGAAUUUACAAGAUGAAUUCUCAAACUCUUUGAGAAUGAAUCAGAUUAUAUGGCCUUAUGGAACUGGUGAGGUGAUUGUGCAGAACUACAACUCCAUUUUGACUCUUUCUCACCUGUACCGAUCUUCAGAUGCCCUCCUUGUUCAUGAGAACGAUGCUGUCCAUAAGAUCUGUGCAAAACUCAUGAAUAUCAAGCAGAUCUCCUUUAGCGAUAUCAACCAAGUCCUUGCUCAUCAGCUGGGAAGUGUGUUUCAGCCCACUUACUCUGCAGAAGGCUCAUCUCACUACAGAAGAAAUCCACUAGGAGACUUGAUGGAGAAUUUAGUGCCCCAUCCUGAAUUCAAGAUGCUAGGCAUUCGCAACAUUCCUCAGAUGCCAGAAAAUUCAUUGGCGUACAGCGCAUUUACUUGGGCCGGCCUCCUCAAGCAUUUGAGACAGAUGCUCAUUUCUAAUGCGAAAAUGGAAGAAGGUAUUAAUUGGCAAGUACGGCCUCCUUUGUCAGGGCUGCCUCCCCUGGGCAGAGCGUCUGUGGGCGCGGAGCCGCAUUUUAACACUUCCAUUGCUAACCUGGUCAUCCUUCGUGGGAAAGAAGCACACAGUGCCGAUCUGGAGGGCUUUAAAGAGCCAGCUCUCUACACGUCCUGGUUAAAGCCCGUGGACGCCUUCAGCGUGUGGAGAACCCAGCGAGCCUUCAGAAGAUACGAGAAGUCUGCAGCGUUGGUCAGCAACAGCCAGUUCUUAGUGAAGCCACUCGAUACGAUCGUCGGCAGAGCAUGGAACAUGUUUGCUUCGAAAGCCUAUAUUCACCAAUACACAAAAUUUGGAGUUGAAGAGGAGGACUUUUUGGACAGUUUCACAUUGCUAGAGCAGAUUGUUGCCAGUUACUGUAACCUCUGAUCGGGGACAAGGGGAAAGGACCCGAAGGCUUUUGGGGAUGAAAAAAGGCAGAGUAGAAUGCUGACUCCAUCCUGCUCGCUAUGCCCACUGAAGAGAGAACGUUUGAAAUGGGGAGUGUCAUGUGUUCCAUGAAGACAUCCACUUGGUAUUUAUUUUAUUUGCAAGAAAGUAAGAUGGUGCUCCUGUGCAGAGCUGGGGAACACUGUGACGGGAUGUGGGGAUCCUGCAGCUCUCCAGGGAGGGAGCGCUGCUGUUUGUCCCCAGGGGCCUAAUUCUUUUCUCUUUACUCAAAAAAGAUUCACUAAUGGGAAAUACAUUUUCACAUCACAUCUUUAAGAAUUUGCAGUGUUCUACUUGAAUGUAAUCUUGGAAAUGGAUGCUUUGACCACAAGAGGGAGAUGUUGUCACAGGCUACAGGGGGAACGUCUAUUUUUGAAUAUUCUGUAACAGGGUAAGAUUUUCCACUCUGCAGCUUUUUAAAAACAAAUAGCAGGAUUUUGGUAAACACCGAUCAAAACUGAAUAAGGAAAUGUAUACUUUUUUGAUUUUCUUAAACAUUCCGGGUAUGAGAAAAUUGGUCAGGUUUUCUUUGGGGCCUUCAGGGUCGAUUUUGUUCUGCUGUCGCCUUAAAGUUACCGAUGGGUGGGAGCCAGUCACAUGCUCUGCGGUAAAAUGGGAAGAGCUUUCGCCCAGAUUUUUCACUCAAUUGCGGUAACAGAAUUUUCACCAAGGAAAUCCCGGGCUUAAUGGAACUGACAUAUGCAGAUGUGGGCUUCACUCAGGAGGAAACAGACUUGGAAACUGGCAGCUGAGCUGGAGGGAAAUGGUGUACUUCAAUCAGACACAUCGCAGUCAAUGCAUUAACAAACGUACGCUGGGAAACAAAUAGGAACAUUUUCCCUUUCUGCCAAAUCUACUAGAAGUGACUUUUAGUUUUAUAUGGAAAGAUGACAGUUUUCAGCCUCACUGGUUUCUUCCUUUUCUUUCCAUAUGGAAAUGAUUACCUUUUUGUUGUUUUUCUUAUCAACUGUUGCUAUGAUUUUAAAAACUGGAUCCUAUCUUAUGUAUAAGGAAUGCAAAAAGUGGUCUGCUCAGCUGCUCAAAGGCACACCCCACUGCUGCAUUUUGGUAACCCAAGUAUUCUCCAAAAUAAUUAGAUCAAGGCCAGCGCUGUGGCGUAGCGGGUAAAAACACCACCUGCAGUGUCAGCAUCCAGUAGGGGUGCCAAUUCAAGUCCCAGCUACUCCACUUCCGACCCCGCUCUCUGCUGUGGCCUGGGAAAGCGGUAAAGGAUGGCACAAGUCCUUGGGCCCCUGCACCCACACAGGAGACUUGGAAGAAGCUCCUGGCUCCUGAUUGGCACAGCUCCAGCCAUUGCGGCCAUCUGGGAGGUGAACCAGCAGAUGGAAGACCUCUCUCUCUCUGCUUCUCCUGUAACUCUGCCUUUCAGAUAAAUAAAUAUUAAAAAAAAAAAAAAAAGAAUUAGAUCAUACUUCUUGCAAAACAAAGUUAAAGUAAUUGUUUAGCAUUGAAGAGAUCCAAAGAUUGAAGCAAUCUCCCAGAUGAACAGCAAUAAUGAGGCUCUAACCGCAUUGCCUCACCAGCAGUUAAGCUGAUGCUAAGGAACCUUGCUAGAAGAAAGUCCUAAGUUGAAGCUCUCUGAUACUACAGAGGGGAAUUCAUCAAUUUCCAAUGGGGGGAGCAUAUUUGUAAUCUGGCAGCUUUUAGAGUCAACGGCAGAUGAAUAUUUAAAGGAAAAUUCAAUUAAGACAGAGUGAGUUGAUCCUUUUUAAAAAAAUGACCAACAGCUCCAUUUUUGGAUAUAUUUGGAUACCUAAAUAUUUUAAAGCUUGUUUUAAACAUUUAUAUGGAAAACAGGGUAGAAGAUUAUUGUUGCUUUUAUUUCUCUUUUUAUUGGCCUAUUUGGACAAUAUCAAAAUUUUGCUGUUAUUUCCCAUUAAAAAUUAACGUAGGAAAGCUGAUGUCAAAGUUUUAUGAUAUGAAGUGGCACUGGAAAUAGCUGUUAUGUGGAGAAAACAGCCAGUCAGCCAGGAAAAGAUUCGUGUCAUGAACUCCUGGGUAUUCAGAUCCAGAAAACUUUGAAAAUGGUAUUUCCUAGAUUACUCGUACUGGCAGACAGACAUUACCCUGGCGAGCCGGGGCGUGCCGCUGUGGGCCAGGGGCAGGGCGGAAACGCAAAGGGCUGCUUGGUUUCCGUCCUUCUCACUCCUCCACCUCCCCUGCUCGUGCCUUUCUCAAGGACAUUUUACUCCAAACCGUAGAACCUGCUGCUCCCUGACGAUUCCCUCCUACUUCUAGCUUUGAGCUCCCCGGCCCCUGUACAUGACAUCUUUCUCCUAUAUUUCACCCGUCACUUGGAACUGAGUGUACCAACAGUUCACCUUCAGCAGCCAAUUCGCUCAUUCAACCAGGAUCCAUUCAGUGCAGGCACUGAACCAGAUGGCGAGGAUUCAGCGUUCAAUACCACGUAGUCUAAAUAAAGAAGCUACCAUACAGUAAGUUGCUUUGGCUAUCAGGAGUACAAUUCUAGCUUCCUAUCAUUAUUUUGCUUGUGAGAAUAUUCAACAUUAAAAAACAAAACAAAACAGGAGAAAAGAAUGUGGUUCAAGAAAAAACAAUGACCUGGGAGCUCCAGUCUGAGCUCUGGAUGGUGCAACCUCUCCCCCGGCCGUGCAGACUUGGCAGACUAGUUUGCAGUGUACACACCAGAGUUUUCUGACCACCAUGCUUAUCACACUUGAAUUCCUGUCCAGAUUUUUUUGUUUAAAUAACAUGCUCCAUGCGUCCCUAUUUGAGCCCAAAGCCUGGCAAUCAACUCUUCUGCCAUCUACCUAACAGAUAGUGCUUUACCCAGGAACUUGUCCUUGUUGGCAACAAUGCUUAACUGUAUCAAUGACAUUGUUUCUUAUUGGUUUUACCAAGAGAGUAAACUUAAAAGCCUGGUUUUAUAUUUUUAGCUAAAUCACUUCCUGCUCCUAGGCCCUGAAAUGGCUCAGCUGAUGCAAUGUCAGCCUUAUUAAUAGAUGGAAUCACAUUUUUGCAAGUAAGAAUGCUUGCACAUGGCGUUAAGGCAAACACAGAAACCUGUUGCAAGUUUCUGGGAAACACAGUGUUGGGUCAGUGUAGAAGAAAAUGUAGGGGCCGGCACUAUGGUGCAGUGGGCUAGGCUUCCACCUGCGUGCUGGCAUCCCGUAUGGGCACCGGUUCUAGUCCCAGCUGCUGUGCUUCCUCCCAUCCAGCUUAUGGCCUGGGACAGCAGUGGAAGAUAGCUCCAGUCCUUGGGCCCCUGCACCCACGUUGGAGGUGGACGAAGCUCCUGGCUCCUGGCCUUGGAUUGGCCCAGCUCCAGCCAAUGAGACCAUUUGGGGAGUGAACCCGGAGACGGAAGACCUCUCUGACUCGCUGUCUGUAACUUUGCUUCUAAAAUAAAUCAAUAAAAUCCUUAAAAAAAGAAGAAGAAAAAGAAAAUGUGGCAUUCAAACUAUAAGAAAGGGAGAAGUGAAAGUCCCCAUCAUGGGGCCAGCGCUGUGGCAAAGUGGGUAAAGCUGCCACCUGCAGCGCCAGCAUCCCUUACGGGUGCCAGUUCAAGUCCCAGCUGUUCCAUUUCUGAUCUAGCUCCCUGCUGAUGUGCCUGGGAAAGCAGUAGAGGAUGGCCCGAGUCCUUGGGCUCCUGCACCCACAUAGGAGACCCAGAUGAAGCUCCUAGCUUUGGCCUGGCCCAGCCCCGGCCUAUGUGGCAAUCCUGGGGAGUGAACCAGUAGAUGCAAGAUCUCUCUCUCUCUCUGCCUCUCCUUUAUAACUCUUUCAAACAAAUAAAUCAUGUUUAAAAAAAAAAAAAAAGGAAAAAAUCCUCAUCAUUUAGGCUCUUGGGAGCCAGGAAAGCAGAAAGAUGGAGAGGAAGGUUGGGGAAGCAGUAAGGACCCAGAGACCGGCAGACUUCCCAGUAUUUCACAAAGAUGCGGUGGUUUCUGAGUUGCAGGCUUUACCUAAUAAUGAAACAUCUAAGACUAACAGACAGGAAUAGUUUAAAAAGAGUAAGCUAAAUUACGUAUCACUUAGUAAAUAACUGUUGUAUCCACACUGACCUCUUUUGCCAAUGAUGGAGUCAGUAUGGUGGAUACUUUUGUGGCCCUCUUGUUCCAUUUGAGUUUAUUUAUGUGGUGAAAACACAAAAUUCAAACACUCUGUUAACCAUACAAUUGAAAAGAUAACCUUUCACUCUCUGUGGCUGGCGCUUACAUGUAAAAUAUAUAUUGGAUUUCAGGCAAUAAAAGAUUAUAAACUAUUAUUUAAA